Messenger RNA from Tripterygium wilfordii, 2995 nucleotides. RefSeq names its product elongation factor 2-like. The record is from RefSeq and is a predicted model, not a curated record. Gene Ontology annotation, molecular function: GTP binding; translation elongation factor activity; GTPase activity. Gene Ontology annotation, biological process: translational elongation. NCBI's taxonomy places the organism in Eukaryota, Viridiplantae, Streptophyta, Magnoliopsida, Celastrales, Celastraceae. Bases 176 to 2707 code for a protein of 843 amino acids. The transcript is spliced from 4 exons. Gene Ontology annotation, cellular component: cytosol; ribonucleoprotein complex.
ACGGAACUCCCCUCACCUCACACCCGUAUAUAGUUCUUGAGACUUGAGAGAGCGCCUCACCUUUGGAGACGGAAGAGAGCUGUGACGUCCGAAACCUCUCUCUGCUCUCUCUUUCUGUCGACGACGUAUCUGUUUCUUUUACAUAGUUAGUUGGGAAACUUAAAGAGUAGUCAAGAUGGUGAAGUUUACUGCUGAAGAGCUUCGUAGGAUUAUGGACCUGAAGCAUAAUAUUCGUAAUAUGUCUGUUAUUGCCCAUGUUGAUCACGGGAAGUCAACACUUACUGAUUCUCUUGUGGCUGCUGCUGGUAUCAUUGCCCAAGAAGUUGCUGGUGAUGUACGUAUGACUGACACCCGGGCGGAUGAGGCUGAGCGUGGAAUUACGAUUAAGUCAACUGGUAUAUCUCUUUACUAUGAGAUGAGUGAUGCUGCUUUGAAGAGCUACAAGGGUGAAAGAUCAGGGAACGAGUACCUCAUCAAUCUCAUCGACUCUCCUGGGCACGUUGACUUUUCGUCUGAAGUCACAGCUGCACUUCGGAUCACUGAUGGUGCACUUGUUGUGGUUGAUUGUAUUGAGGGGGUUUGUGUCCAGACAGAAACUGUUCUUAGGCAGGCCCUUGGUGAAAGGAUCAGGCCUGUUUUGACAGUAAACAAGAUGGACAGGUGUUUUCUCGAGCUGCAGGUUGAUGGAGAGGAGGCUUAUCAAACUUUCCAGAGGGUAAUUGAGAAUGCUAAUGUCAUCAUGGCUACUUAUGAAGAUCCACUCCUUGGUGAUGUUCAGGUCUACCCUGAGAAAGGAACGGUUGCUUUCUCUGCUGGAUUGCAUGGUUGGGCUUUUACUUUAACCAAUUUUGCCAAGAUGUAUGCAUCCAAGUUUGGAGUUGACGAGGGAAAAAUGAUGGAAAGGCUCUGGGGUGAGAACUACUUUGACCCAGCAACUAAAAAGUGGACCAGCAAGAACUCUGGCUCUCCUACUUGCAAGCGUGGUUUUGUUCAGUUCUGCUAUGAACCCAUUAAGCAGAUUAUUAACACUUGCAUGAAUGACCAGAAAGAUAAGCUUUGGCCGAUGUUACAGAAGCUUGGCGUUACCAUGAAGUCUGAUGAGAAGGACUUGAUGGGCAAGGCACUGAUGAAGCGUGUCAUGCAGACCUGGCUCCCAGCAAGUUCUGCCUUACUGGAGAUGAUGAUCUUUCACCUUCCCUCUCCUGCCACAGCUCAAAAGUACCGUGUUGAGAACUUGUAUGAGGGUCCCAUGGAUGAUCAGUAUGCUACUGCUAUAAGGAACUGUGAUCCUGAUGGUCCUCUCAUGCUUUAUGUGUCAAAGAUGAUUCCUGCUUCUGACAAAGGUAGAUUCUUUGCUUUUGGUCGUGUAUUCUCUGGAAAGGUUUCAACAGGUGUGAAAGUUCGGAUCAUGGGUCCUAAUUAUGUUCCUGGUGAGAAGAAAGACUUGUAUGUUAAGAAUGUGCAAAGAACUGUUAUAUGGAUGGGCAAGAAACAAGAAACCGUUGAAGAUGUUCCUUGUGGUAACACAGUGGCAUUGGUUGGCUUGGAUCAGUUUAUUACCAAGAAUGCUACCUUGACAAAUGAAAAGGAAGUUGAUGCUCACCCAAUCCGUGCUAUGAAGUUCUCUGUUUCACCUGUCGUUCGUGUCGCUGUUCAGUGCAAGGUUGCUUCUGACCUUCCCAAGCUCGUUGAAGGUUUGAAACGUUUGGCCAAGUCAGACCCUAUGGUUGUUUGUACCAUUGAAGAGUCUGGGGAGCACAUUAUUGCUGGUGCAGGAGAGCUCCAUCUUGAAAUCUGUUUGAAGGAUCUGCAGGAUGAUUUCAUGGGUGGUGCUGAGAUUGUUAAGUCUGAUCCUGUUGUGUCAUUUCGUGAGACCGUUCUCGAGAAGUCCUGCCGCACUGUCAUGAGCAAGUCUCCCAACAAGCACAAUCGUCUCUACAUGGAAGCACGUCCCCUGGAGGAGGGGCUUGCUGAGGCCAUUGAUGAUGGACGUAUUGGUCCACGUGAUGACCCCAAGGUCCGAUCUAAGAUAUUGUCUGAGGAAUUUGGUUGGGACAAGGAUCUUGCCAAGAAGAUUUGGUGUUUUGGGCCUGAGACAACUGGCCCUAACAUGGUGGUUGACAUGUGUAAAGGUGUUCAGUACCUGAAUGAAAUUAAGGACUCUGUUGUUGCUGGUUUCCAGUGGGCUUCUAAGGAAGGUGCGUUGGCUGAAGAAAAUAUGAGGGGUAUCUGUUUUGAAGUCUGUGAUGUCGUUCUUCACGCUGAUGCCAUCCACAGAGGUGGUGGUCAGGUCAUUCCAACGGCCAGGAGGGUUAUUUAUGCUUCCCAGCUUACUGCAAAGCCCAGGCUGCUUGAGCCCGUCUAUCUGGUUGAAAUCCAGGCCCCGGAGCAGGCUCUUGGUGGUAUUUACAGUGUUCUUAACCAGAAACGUGGUCAUGUCUUUGAAGAAAUGCAAAGGCCUGGAACCCCACUCUAUAACAUCAAGGCUUACCUUCCAGUCGUAGAGUCAUUUGGUUUCUCUGGCAAUUUGAGGGCUGCAACCUCUGGUCAGGCUUUCCCUCAGUGUGUGUUCGAUCAUUGGGAUAUGAUGACAUCAGAUCCAUUGGAUCCCACAUCACAGGCUGCAACUCUUGUUCAUGAUAUCCGUAAGAGGAAGGGACUGAAGGAGCAGAUGACCCCUCUGUCAGAGUUCGAGGACAAGCUGUAAGCAAUCAAAAAAUUUUAAUAUUCAUAUGGAACAAUGUUUAACCCACAGAGGAUUAUGUUGGGUGCUGUCAUUUUUGCUGCCUUAAUAUUUUUUGUUUUCUUCCCUUGUUUAGUGUCUCAAUGUGGAGUUGUUGUCUGUGUGUCGUAUUGUUCUGUGUUAGUUUUAAAUAAUUUUAUGCCUGUUUCUCAGGUACGGAGUCGUUAGAUUUGGUUUGAAUUACUUCGGUUGAGAUACUUCAUACUUAUGAUUCUUGACCUUUAACUUGGGCUUUUAGUUUUGUGCUGCAAA